ACUCUCAACUCGAACAUCUCAAUUCCCCCCAGUCCCGACCUCUUGCAUCGAUCGUCUCUAACUCUGGCAAUCCCCAUCUGCAUCUACGAGCCCAGUGCAAGAAUGGAUGAACGCCGGCGGCCAGCACCUUCUGCCACAGCUGCAAGCAUGGAGUCGCGGAAGAAACGAGUUGCCUCUGAUUGUGCGUCACGGGACUCUCCAUCCACCGCAGCACAGCCUGAUCCUCUUCUUCUUUCACAAGCGCAGAAAAGGGCAAGGGUGGAUUCAACAAUGUCUGAUGUAGAUGAUGCCAGAUCAGCAGUGGAUGGUGAUAUAAAGGAAUGGGUUGAGGUUAACGAAGGAUACGAAGAGGUUGAUGAGGCAGAUGCGUAUGACAUGGAUGAUGAUAUGUCAGAUCCUUCUCUAGGAUUGGGUGACAAAGGAAAUGAUGUACAAGCUGAGGUCAAUGACGAUGAGAAAACAAAGAGAGGGAUAAGGAAAAAGGCACUAGUUCGUGUUGGUAAUAAGGUUAAGGUGAGGAAAACUAGAGUUAAGCGUGCACCAUGUUGGCAGCAUUUCAAGGAGGUCAAAGCUGUAUGCAAGAAGAAACCGGGGGCGGUCGUCACGAAGGCAAAAUGCUUGCAUUGUUGUAACUUGUUUUCUUAUACUCCAGGGGGACCAACUACUAGUCUCAAUCAGCAUGUAGAUGUUUGUGCGGACUAUCCAAACAAGAAGGGAAGACAACAACUACAAGGUACAAUCAAUUUGGAUCCUAAAAAGCCAGGUGCAUCUCUUAUAGUGAAUCAUGAAUAUGAUCAUGCACAAGUUGUUCAAAUCAUAGCAAAGAUGAUAAUUGUGCAUGAAUAUUUAGGAUGGUAG
This is a messenger RNA of Triticum dicoccoides, 858 nucleotides long. RefSeq lists its product as uncharacterized. Gene Ontology annotation, biological process: regulation of transcription by RNA polymerase II. The transcript is spliced from 2 exons. The record is from RefSeq and is a predicted model, not a curated record. NCBI's taxonomy places the organism in Eukaryota, Viridiplantae, Streptophyta, Magnoliopsida, Poales, Poaceae. Gene Ontology annotation, molecular function: sequence-specific double-stranded DNA binding. Gene Ontology annotation, cellular component: nucleus. Bases 103 to 858 code for a protein of 251 amino acids.